CAUACAUAUCUUUGGUCCCCAAUGGCUAGAACAAAGCCCAUAUCUGCUUUCUUAUUCAUUUUCUUCGCCAUCUUCACCUUCUCCGGCGACGGCGAAUCUCAGAGCUUCUCUAGGGUUCUGUCCUUGGGGGCCAAGAGGCUUAAGCGUGAGAAGAUGAGCCACCUUCAUUUCUACUUCCAUGACAUUCUUAGUGGUCGUAACCCAACUGCCAUUAGGGUUGCUGAAGCACCAUCCACAAAGAAAUCACCAACUGAGUUUGGUAUCGUGAUGAUGAUCGAUGAUUUGUUAACGGAGAGGCCGGAAGCUACCUCAAAGCUCGUCGGAAAAGCUCAAGGGUUCUAUGCAUCGGCUUCACAGAGUGAGCUGGGUUUAUUAAUGACCCUUAAUUUUGUUUUCCUGGAAGGGAAGUACAAUGGGAGCACACUAAGUAUGGUUGGAAGAAACCCAGUGAUGGAGGAGGUGAGAGAGAUGCCGGUGGUUGGAGGGAGUGGGAUUUUCCGGUUUGCCCGGGGCUAUGCUCAUGCCAAGACUCACUGGCUUGACCCUAGUACUGGAGAUGCUGUGGUGGAGUAUAAUGUUUAUGUCAUCCAUUACUGAUCCUUGAAGCUUUUGUCCUUUUGUUGAGAGAAUUAAUUUGGCUAUUUCUUCUUUGUUUUUGGUUGUUUAGAACUCAUGUUGAUUCAAUUUGAAAAAAGAGUUAUU
Macadamia integrifolia is the source of this 702-nucleotide messenger RNA. Its product is annotated as dirigent protein 22-like. NCBI's taxonomy places the organism in Eukaryota, Viridiplantae, Streptophyta, Magnoliopsida, Proteales, Proteaceae. The transcript has a single exon. The coding region runs from base 22 to 597 and encodes 191 amino acids. The record is from RefSeq and is a predicted model, not a curated record.